Molecule: messenger RNA, 1419 nt
Organism: Glarea lozoyensis ATCC 20868
Lineage: Eukaryota; Fungi; Ascomycota; Leotiomycetes; Helotiales; Helotiaceae
Exons: 4
Coding region: 1-1419 (472 amino acids)
Source: RefSeq, a predicted model, not a curated record
AUGGCGGGCUUUAGCAAUCGUGUUCCGUCGAGUCUGCUGUUGGGUCUUGUUGGUAUUCUUACAUCUGCACCGGGAGCUGCAGCACACGGAGGACACAAUAUGGAGAAGAUUGCGGAAGGCGAGGCUAUGAGCAAAGAGCCAUUGGACGCGAUAUUAUGGACACAUAUCCUGUUGAUGAUGCUGAGUUUUGGCAUAAUAUUUCCAACGGGAAUGGUGCUCGGGAUCGUACGAAAUAGAUGGCAUGUACCAGUACAGGUACUAGGAACGAUAAUCGCGGUUCUGGCAUACUUCUUGGGACAUCUGCACAAAGGGAGGGCAUUCGCGCAGAACGUACACGCCUCGUUCUCCAACUGGCUGAUGCUGAUGCUCGCCGUACAAAUCGUAUUUGGAAUCUACCUCAAAUUCCAUAUCACAAAGGGCUUUCACGGAAAGAUCAGGAAAGUCGCAGUCUAUGGUCAUGGAAUUAUUGGAAAAGCAAUGCCUGUAGCCGCCUGGGUACAGAUGCUAUUUGGCGGUAUUACAGCUCUCGGAUUCUGCCGGGAUGAUCACCUGGGACAAUGCCUGGCUCAUUUCAUCAUGGGAAGCGCAUUUAUCGGAUACGGAAUCAUGCUCACGAUUGUUAUGUUGGUUGGACAAGCUUGGCUGAAGAGCACCGGACGAUCGCAAGAAUUCUUCGACUCGGCCAUUAUCGCAGCUUGGGGAUGCGUCAAUACGUUCACGGAACAUCGAUGGGGUGGAGCAUGGGUCGCCAACGAUAUCCAACACACUACAAUGGGCGUUAUCUGGUGGAGUGCGGGUUUGGCUGGUGUCUGGCUUAGCAGAAAACGAGAUGGUGCACCAAAGAGAAAUUUUAUUCCUGGAUUCGUCAUUUUCAUUACUGGCUGGGCUAUGUCCGCACAUCCACAGCACCUACCACUCAGUACUAUGGUCCACACUGCAUUUGGGUAUACAUUGAUGGCUGCUGGUCUCACGAGAAUUAUUGAAGUCGCCUUUGUUCUGAGGGACAGGAACACGAUCUCAGAGGACGGAGAUGCCAACAGCUUUCAAUACAUCCCACCCUUCUUGCUUUACGCUUCAGGAUUCUUGUUCAUGGGAGCAACUGAGGAGCAAAUGGAAUUAAUUUCAGAUGCAGGAAUUACCCAUGUUUCUUACGUACUCGUUUUGUACAGCUUCUCAUUCUUGAUUUUCUUGUUCACCAACAUGUUAUUGCACCUCUAUGCAACCAACUCGGCGCCGGCAGUUCCUCCAAAGGACGGAGAGGACGCACCGCCCAGAGCCCCGCGUAUGAAUGGACAUGCUCACACCGAUUCGAGACAAAUUCGAGAUGCCGAGGAGUUCGAGCUAGCAGGAUUGAUGAGUGACGAUGAGCCGGAAAGUCCUAGCACUCUAGGAAAGAACAAUGAGGGAAGGGUGGACUAA